AUGAAUUUGGGUUCUAUCGACUCUGUUCAUUCACCUGGACUGGAAGGAAACGACGCAAGAACUGCAAAGAGGCAGAAAAACCACACUUCACUCGAUACAAGCAGAACGAAUAUCGCUGGUAUGCUAGUCGAUGGACCUACGGGCCUUCGCUCUCCACUAGACAGUAAUACCGCUUUGUGGGAAGAUCUUGUUACCUCUUCCAACAGUGCCACACCCAAGAUUUUAGGCCCUUCAGGCUCCGGCGUCUUAUCGGCGCCUCGUCUCCCGCACCCUCAACGCGUCCUUCCAGCUCAUACAAUGACCAUGCCAAAUGACAGCAAUACCCCUCCCCAACCCUUCAACAGAUUCGACAAUCUCCCUCAACCGCUCAAUAACAGCCCGGUCUUUCUCCCGCAUAUUCCUUGUCCAACAAUGAACCGUCAACGCGCUUAUCCUCGUAUUCACGAUGCUUUCCACGAGCUUCAAAGAAUCCCCUUGGGAGGGGAGCAAGCGGAUCUUCGCAGUGAUGGUUAUCUCGGGGGGCAUUUCCCACCUCAAGUACACCACGCAGGGAUAGAAGGUGAACUGUACCCUUCUCAACAUGCUCGCCCAUGGGGUGGUGUGGGCCCCAUGGCCAUUACAGGUAACGGCUGCGGAGCAGGAGAAACCAACUUUUUCCCCGAUGCUCAUCACUUUGCGAUUAGCGGCGGCACGUUCAACAUUAUCAAUAAUCACGAGGACGAGGCUACGAAGAAUUCAAGGAUUGACCUCGCAUGGAGGACCGAGAGAAAGGUGGAUAGUAUACUCGCCGAACUCAGGCUCACAAAACUUGACCCACUUCUCGCUCGUAAGGCGAUCUACGACGCUGACUUGGGGGCCGGGGCGACAGUGACCCGUGAACCAUGCACCGCAGGCACUCGCGAGCAAAUUCUAAAGGAGAUAAUUGCAUGGGCUGACGACAUCUCGGCGGACAGCCCACCUGUCUUCUGGCUGACCGGCCAAGCUGGCGCUGGAAAGACAACGAUCGCAUAUACCAUCGCUGAACACUUCGAUGAGCUUGAGGAUACUGGACCACACACCGUCUUAGGCGGGAACUUUCUCUGCUCCCGCCAAUUUGAGGAGACAAAACGACAGAUCCACAUCAUUCCUACCCUUGUAUACCAGCUUGCUCGCAAGUCGAGAUCGUACGCCCAUGCCUUGCAUGAAGCAGAUAGGUUCGACUCAGUCAACAAGCUCACCAAGCAAAUGAAGGACCUCCUUGUGGGCCCAUGGCAGCAGUCCGAAUCCGGACGUCAUGUGGAGCUCCCACCUUACCUCAUCGUCGUUGACGCAUUGGAUGAGAUCGAGGCCGAUGGAGGGUCUCUGUUUCUUCAAAACUUACUCGAGACAAUCAACCAGCGUCGCCUGCGAGGUCUCAAGUUUCUUAUCACGAGCCGGCCAGAUCGUCGCAUCGAGAACCUCUGCAAGACCUUCUCGUUCAAGGCAGUCUGCCGCCUGCAAGACGUGCCGAUUGAGCGUGUAGGACUAGAUAUCACCCAGUACUUACAGACCAAACUUCCAAACUUUGCAGACAAGCCGGAGCGCGAGACUAUGGAACAGCUAGCAGGCGGCCUUUUUAUUGCAGCAGCAACCAUCGUGAGGUAUUUGACACCACGUGGCACUCGACCGAUAACAGAAAAUGAGCAACGCAUUCUACUGGAAAAGCUGUGUGAGGGGCAAUCAUUUUCGUCAUCGGGUGCACAGCAGCCAUUGCUCAUUGACAAGCUCUACCAACAAAUCAUGCUUGAUGCCUUUUGUAACCUUGACCGUGACCUCUUCAACUCUCGUUUGCGCAUUCUCCAUACCUUCCUCUGUACAUUCGAACGCACACCAGCGUCUUUUACUGCUGCCCUCCUCUCUGAAUCUGAAGAGACUGCAAUCACCGUCUUGAAAGAACUUCAUGCAGUUCUUUAUUGCAAAGAUGGCCAGGUCCUUUGGUACCAUGCAUCAUUUCCUGACUUUGUCUUCAAUCAUGCUCGCUCAACAUUCAAGCUUGGCAGUCAUCAGAUGUCCGCAACAUGUGAUCAGGCCCAACACCAUGCUUUUCUUACGAAAUGUUGCUUUGACCGCAUGAAGGAGUUGCUCCGUUUCAAUAUCGGUGACAUAACAUCCUCGUUUUUACUUGACACUGAGGACCCAAAGCUGAUGCAGCGGGUUGGCACCAAUAUCAAACCGGUCCUGAGGUAUGCCUGUCGGCACUGGGCUCAGCAUUUGGCCCAAACUGGUCAAAAAGAUGGGGAGGAUCUCAGUGACUAUAUCACUGACUUCCUCUGUAUUCGUGUUCUCUUUUGGAUUGAGGCUAUGAACCUACUUGGAUCCAGUGGUAAGUGUAGCACAAUGCUUCAGCACACAUGUGGGUGGGUUCUGAAGAAUAUGAACAAGGAAGCUGAGCUUGCUGCCAACAUUGCUGAGGCACGCAAUUUUGCCACAUACUUUGCUGGAAAUCCACCAGCUUUGUCUACACCACACUUGUAUAUCUCAACAUUGGCGUCCUGGUCAACAGGAUCCAUUAUGUCUCAACAGUGGAGAGAAAAGUUCCGUGGCAUCCCAUCCUUCACUCAUAGGAAGGCUAGUGAUGUGCCACUGAUAGUAAUAGAAAUGGAUGCAUCCAUUUACUCUGUUGCCUUCUCCACUGACAGCACCCACAUUGUCACUGGCUCAGACAAUUCUGUGCAGGUGUGGGAUGCAUCAACUGGGGCUGAGUUGAAGCUACUUAAGGGCCACAGGGCUUCCAUCUUGUCUGUCGCCUUCUCUACUGAUGGCACCUACAUUGUCAGUGGCUCAAUAGACAGAUCUGUGCGGGUGUGGGAUGUGUCAACUGGGGCUGAGCUGAAAGUGCUCAAUGGCCACAUGUAUUGGGUCUCGUCUGUUGCCUUCUCCACUGAUGGCACGCACAUUGUCUCUGGCUCAUGUGACAAAUCUGUGCGGGUGUGGGAUGCAUCAACUGGGGCUGAGCUGAAGGUGCUCAAUGGCCACAUGGAAGUGUCCAUACUGUCUGUCGCCUUCUCCACUGAUGGCACCCACAUCGUCUUUGGCUCAGAUGACAAAUCUGUGCGGGUGUGGGAUGUGUCAACUGGGGCUGAGCUGAAGGUGCUCAAUGGUGUCAACUCUGUUGCCUUCUCCACUGAUGGCACCCGCAUUGUCUCUGGCUCAUGGGAUAAAUCUGUGCGGGUGUGGGAUGUGUCAACUGGGACUGAGCUGAAGGACAAAUCUGUGCGGGUGUGGGAUGUGUCAACUGGGACUGAGCUGAAGGUGCUCAAUGGCCACAUGGAUGGUGUCUCAUCUGUUGCCUUCUCCACUGAUGGCACCCACAUUGUCUCUGGCUCAUAUGAUAAAUCUGUGCGGGUGUGGGAUGUGUCAACUGGGGCUGAGCUGAAGGUGCUCAAUGGCCACAUGCAAUCCAUCACGUCUGUUGCCUUCUCCACUGAUGGCACCCGCAUGGUCUCUGGCUUAGAUGACAAAUCUGUGCGGGUGUGGGAUGUAUCAACUGGGACUGAGCUGAAGGUGCUCAAUGGCCACAUGUCAGGUGUCUCAUCUGUUGCCUUCUCCACUGAUGGCACCCGCAUCAUCUCUGGCUCAUGUGAUAAAUCUGUGCGGGUGUGGGAUGCAUCAACUGGGGCUGAGCUGAAGGUGCUCAAUGGCCACAUAAAUGCUGUCACCUCUGUCACCUUCUCCACUGAUGGCACGCACAUUGUCUCUGGCUCAUAUGACAAAUCUGUUCGGGUGUGGGAUGCAUCAACUGGAGCUGAGCUGAAGGUGCUCAAUGGCCACAUGCAAUCCAUCUCCUCUGUCACCCUCUCCACUGAUGGCACUCAUAUGGUCUCUGGCUUAGAUGACAAUUCUGUGAGGGUGUGGGAUGCAUCAACUGGGGCUGAGCUGAAGGUGCUCAAUGGCCACACAGGUUGGGUCCAAGCCGUUGCCUUCUCCACUGAUGGCACCUGUAUUGUCUCUGGCUCAUGUGACAAAUCUGUGCGGGUGUGGGAUGUAUCAACUGGGGCUGAGCUGAGGGUGCUCAAUGGCCACACAGAAGCCAUCUGCUCUGUCGCCUUUUCCACUGAUGGCACCCACAUCGUCUCUGGCUCAUGGGACAACUCUGUGCGAGUAUGGGAGGCAUCAACAGGAGCUCAGGUGAAGGUGCCAAAUAUUCACACACAUCCACAAAAUUCUAUUACCUCUCCUGCUGAUAACACCUGUGACACCUUAGAUGAUCCUUACCCUGCUUGGACUACUGAUCGAUACCCUUGGAUGUGUUCUGUACUUGGUGGAUAUCGGCUCAUGUGGGUGCCAGAGGUGGCUUAUCCAUACACCCUUCUUGUAAUUUCCCGUCAACCAUCUGCCAUCAUCAACUUUCGAGGUUGCAAGAUCGGCCAUGAUUGGGCUGGCUGUUACACACCCACCUAA
Laccaria bicolor S238N-H82 is the source of this 4419-nucleotide messenger RNA. RefSeq lists its product as uncharacterized. Gene Ontology annotation, molecular function: protein binding. The coding region runs from base 1 to 4419 and encodes 1472 amino acids. NCBI's taxonomy places the organism in Eukaryota, Fungi, Basidiomycota, Agaricomycetes, Agaricales, Hydnangiaceae. Gene Ontology annotation, cellular component: nucleus; transcription repressor complex. The record is from RefSeq and is a predicted model, not a curated record. Gene Ontology annotation, biological process: negative regulation of transcription by RNA polymerase II. The transcript has 11 exons.